Clunio marinus is the source of this 375-nucleotide messenger RNA. NCBI's taxonomy places the organism in Eukaryota, Metazoa, Arthropoda, Insecta, Diptera, Chironomidae. The record is from the annotation of a GenBank genome assembly.
AUGAAAACUGAAACACUUUGUUUUCAUACAACAGACAAAAAAAGAUUAAGGAAAAUAAAUAUCAAAAGACAAAACAAUUUUGCUGUGAAUGUUGAAAACCUCAAGAACAGCUCUCAUUUAAUGCAUGAAAACUUUUGCAAGCCCAAAUAUUCACCUGCUAGAUUUAAAGCCUCAAUGUGCCCAUUCAUAAUCCUAACAACACUUCAAAAUCAAGACCCUUCAAAUCUCUUGGCCGUACUUACUUAUAAGCAUGAUGAUGAUGUUGUUAAAAAUUCCUGGCCGCAUGUUGUUAUCUUACGACCUUUCUCUAAUUAUUUUAACGAAUGCAGUGAAGUUAAAUUCGCGAACAGAAUAAGGAAGGCGAAUAUUUUUUGA